AUGCAGAUUGAUGAUAGUACUAAAUUAGAAGAAUUAACGGUACAUUGUUAUGACACUAGGUUGAAAGAAAAAUGGGAUGCUCAUUCGAUGAAAGACGUUGUUCUUAUAGAUUUGCAAGAAAAUAAUCUCCAUUCUUUAAAUGCAUAUAUCAAG
This is a messenger RNA of Funneliformis mosseae, 153 nucleotides long. Lineage: Eukaryota; Fungi; Glomeromycota; Glomeromycetes; Glomerales; Glomeraceae. The record is from the annotation of a GenBank genome assembly.